UGUGGUUGAGACAGAGUGGGCUGGGCUGUGGUCCUCUGCUCUCUGCUACUGCUCUCAAAUAACACUAAUACGAAUCUUUAAACGUAAUAUAGGAAUACACAACAAUCCCAUAAUGAGUUAGAGGACUGUAUGUGGUGUGUGCCAGCGCACUGAAUCAUGGGUCGGUGCAGAGUCCCUCUCCUCCUCCUCCUCCUCCUCCUCCACCUCCUCCUGCUGCAGGCCCUGCACACAUCGGCUGAAGGCUCAGAUGGACAGUUGACGUGUCUGUUUGACUGCCCAAAAUGCCCCCAGGCCACCCAGUGCCCCGGUACCCGCUGCUUCUCCUCCAUAAACCUGGACAGCAGCGGGGUGGUGUUUAAACACGGCUGCCUGGUGGGGCUGGAUAACAUCCAUCUGCAGUGCUCCACAGCUCCAUCCUUCAGACAAGCCAUCUUCUGCUGCUCCCAGGACAUGUGCAACAACAACAACACCAGGAGUUUGCUGAUGUCGUUGCUGCCAACAGCCCCAGAAGGGGAGCCCGUUCGGUACCGCGUGGAGACGUUGGCUCUCUUUGUGCUCGGUCCGGUGGUGGUGCUGGCUCUGCUGUCUGUGGUGUCAGUUCUGGCCUGCAGGAGGCUCCACCACGGCCGUCUGCAGAGGAUGCAGGAGUUUGACAAUGAGCAGGGAGCCAUAGACGGCCUCAUCACCUCCAAUGUGGGAGACAGCACUUUAGCGGACCUGUUGGAUCACUCGUGCACAUCGGGCAGCGGGUCGGGUCUCCCCUUCCUCGUGCAGAGAACCGUGGCCCGGCAGAUCAGCCUGAUGGAGUGUGUCGGCAAAGGGAGGUACGGGGAGGUGUGGCGGGGCCAGUGGCAGGGCGAGAACGUGGCUGUAAAAAUCUUCUCCUCUAGAGAUGAGAAGUCCUGGUUCAGGGAGACGGAGAUCUACAACACUGUGCUGCUAAGACAUGAAAACAUACUGGGCUUCAUGGCGUCCGACAUGACGUCUCGCAACUCCAGCACCCAGCUGUGGCUCAUCACCCAUUACCAUGAGAACGGCUCACUUUAUGACUACUUGCAACGAGUUGCCGUGGAGACGUCAGAGGGCUUAGCGAUGGCUGCGUCGAUAGCCGGCGGCCUGGUGCACCUGCACACGGAGAUCUUCGGCACAGAGGGGAAACCGGCCAUCGCACACAGAGACCUGAAGAGCAAAAACAUCUUAGUCACAAAGGAGCUGCGCUGCUGCAUCGCAGACCUCGGGCUGGCUGUGACCCACUCGCAGGCAGACAACCAGCUGGAUGUGGGCAACAACCCCAAGGUGGGCACCAAGCGCUACAUGGCCCCCGAGGUUCUGGACGAGAGCAUUCAGAUCGACUGCUUCGACGCCUAUAAGAGGGUGGACAUCUGGGCCUUUGGGCUGGUGCUGUGGGAGAUAGCAAGACGCACAUACAGCAAUGGUAUUGUUGAGGAGUACAAGCCUCCGUUCUACGAUCUGGUGCCAAAUGACCCCAGCUUCGAGGACAUGAGGAAGGUGGUGUGUGUGGAGCAGCAGAGGCCUUUCAUUCCUAACCGCUGGUUCUCUGACCCUACUCUCUCUGCUCUGGUGAAACUGAUGAAGGAGUGUUGGUACCAGAACCCCUCUGCACGGCUCACAGCGCUGCGCAUCAAGAAGACCCUGGACAAGAUCCACAGCUCUCUGGAGAAGGGCAAGGGGUCUUGAGGGGUGGGGAGGAGCAUCAUGGGAAGCUGCCUGAUCUCACUGGCCGGCUCAGAGAAGAGCCCCGUGUUUGUGAAAGGAAAAAGGACGAUAAAGGGGGGCCAGAGGAAAGAGUUAUUCAGGUGUCCCCCAGCCUCACCCUGCUCUGUGGUUGACACCCCUCUCUCUGACGAGCUCACAGACGUUUGGACCGGCUCUGUCUGAACACGCCAGGCUUUGUUACAGGACACACACACCUUGUGUUCGCACUGACCUGAACUACAGACUGUUACUGAGUGUGAAGAACAUGGAUGGCAUAUUGUAGUACUCCAUCCCAAUGCUUUAAUGCCCGCGUAAGACUGCUCACACACACACACACACACACACACACACACACACACACACACACACGCGCGCACACACACACACACACACACACGGUAUGCAGUGUGUCUACAUACCGAGUGUUUCUUACAAUUCAAUUUCUGAUCCCCAGCCAGUGUUUCGUGGCAUUCUGCUCAGAAGUGUUUCACUCAUUUAGCUUUACCAAAACAUGCCAACUAUUGCCACAAAGACACAGAUAUGUUCACUUACAGGAGGAAACGAGCCAAUGGAACUACAUUUGUUUGUUUUUAAAUGCUAUGAUAUUUAUUAAACUCCAAGGCUACCACACUACUGAGGACAUGUAAGACUGAUGGUAGGUGAAACUGACGUUAUACAUAUAUAGGCAUUACUCUACUGGACUCUCUGCACACAUACUGUCAUUAUUGGAACUAGUAAGAAAUUAUUUGUUGAGAAAUGGAGAGGAAAAAGUAGGAAAUUGUUUCUUGCUUGUUUGUUGUAUUUUUAAGAAAUAGGAUACGGUAUUACAGAUACUUGAUUACCCUCAUGGUCCCAGGAAUAGAUAAACAGGAAGUACCUGCCAAUAGGCAUUAGUCUGUAUUUUAUACUAGGGCUGCAUCUCUCUUCGGUUAAAUGAAAUCCUUGCGUCCCUCACUUGCGUCGUUUCCCUGCGUCUAGUCCCUCCCACCAGGGAAGCAUGGAGGACGCAAGGAAACCACGAGAAGCAGGGAAAUGAGUUUUAAGAGCAAUGGGACGUCGUUUCCUCCGGAGCGUCACGUGAAGCGAGGUCCGUUUGUGAUGAUGCCGCACAGCUGAUCGUGCAUGCACUGCAUCGUCCAAUCAGUGAGUGAUACACAGUAAGGGGGCGGGGCGAGUGUCAGGAUUUCACCGGAGGAUGGUCUGGUAGUUCCUCGAUUAUCGCUCCUCCGUUAUAACUCCUCGAUCCUACCGGCAAAAAUAAGGCCACUGGGACGGUACUCAAGAUGGCGCAGACAAAUCAACUUCCGGUGAUACCGAGGAGCGAGGAAAUGAAAAAUAACCGAAGUGAGACCCACCCUAGGGGUAUGAUCCUCCCUGCAAUCAGAGAGGAAUCCAGGAAAGCUUGUACCGCUGACAUUUAAAAGAAUAUUGGAGGUGAAGUUGUUUUGUUUCAGAAAAAGAGGGCUUCCAUAACAACUCUUCUCCCAUCAUGCCACACAAUUGCCUGAAUAACAAACAAAAACAACAUUUGUUCAAAAUGUAUUUAAAAACAGAUGAAGUUGCGUAUGUGUGCGGUUACAGAUCUUUGCAAAGCUGGGUUUGUUUUGGGAAAAUGUUGCUUUGUCUUUUUUUAUAUGUAAUAAAACAUUUACUGCA
Gymnodraco acuticeps is the source of this 3372-nucleotide messenger RNA. RefSeq names its product activin A receptor, type 1 like (gene acvr1l). Gene Ontology annotation, molecular function: SMAD binding; transforming growth factor beta receptor activity, type I; ATP binding. The transcript has 10 exons. Bases 157 to 1698 code for a protein of 513 amino acids. Lineage: Eukaryota; Metazoa; Chordata; Actinopteri; Perciformes; Bathydraconidae. The record is from RefSeq and is a predicted model, not a curated record. Gene Ontology annotation, cellular component: plasma membrane; BMP receptor complex. Gene Ontology annotation, biological process: protein phosphorylation; cellular response to growth factor stimulus; heart development.